This is a messenger RNA of Colletotrichum siamense, 270 nucleotides long. RefSeq lists its product as uncharacterized. Lineage: Eukaryota; Fungi; Ascomycota; Sordariomycetes; Glomerellales; Glomerellaceae. The transcript is spliced from 2 exons. The record is from RefSeq and is a predicted model, not a curated record. The coding region runs from base 1 to 270 and encodes 89 amino acids.
AUGGUUGUCGCAUCCGCUUUUGCUACUAUCCUAAUGGCUGUGGCUGUGGCUGCUGCUCCUCAUCAUAGCGACCUUGUCGCACGCGACUGCCGCACCUUUACCAAAGACAACCGAGUCGCGGUUCUCACUUGCAAUAUCCCAACGAGCUAUGCUACGCCCUCCUGCGGAAAUGGUCAAACUAUGAACGUCCAAUCCUAUACACAACUCGUCACCAAGCCUGGCGACAACAAUACUACCUGCCGGAUCACGUACCAAUGCUGCACCAAGUAA